Megalobrama amblycephala (Wuchang bream) is the source of this 5754-nucleotide messenger RNA. RefSeq lists its product as uncharacterized. Lineage: Eukaryota; Metazoa; Chordata; Actinopteri; Cypriniformes; Xenocyprididae. Gene Ontology annotation, cellular component: cytoplasm. The record is from RefSeq and is a predicted model, not a curated record. The transcript is spliced from 14 exons. Bases 106 to 3000 code for a protein of 964 amino acids. Gene Ontology annotation, molecular function: ATP binding; protein serine/threonine kinase activity. Gene Ontology annotation, biological process: protein autophosphorylation; negative regulation of apoptotic process; regulation of mitotic cell cycle.
UAUUAAAGCACACUUUUCACAUUCUUGAUUAGUUUGCUGAAUGUUUUCUACUGGCAUUUAUUGCAGCGUAGUUAGCAUUUCUUGCAGCGUAUUUAGCAUUUGAAAAUGGGUUCACUCAUUUCUUGUGUUAAAUGUGUAGAUGGUUCUGACAGUUUACACAACUGUACACCAAAGAAGAAAGGCUGGAGAAAAGAGAAAGGCAAGAGGAAGGGAAAAAACAAUAAGACCAGCUCAAAUCAAGAUCAGACUUCUCAUCAUGCCACCAGUGAACCUGAAGUCCUCCCCAUUGCAGAGGAACCUGGUUGUGCUGAAGUCAACGAUGAGUGGAGUGAUGAGGUUUUCCAGGAUCUAGUCGGAGAUUUGUCCGAUUGGAGUACUGACGUCCUCAACGCUUUGAGCUGUGUCUUCUCAGCCUUUCAUGACAAUACCAUCCAAACUUCAGUCUGUGUUGCGACUGACUUGAGUGUUGACAUCCCCCGAGCUACAGUCAGUGACUAUAGAGCCAAUGUCCCUCGAGUUCCAGUCCGUGUAGUGGCUGACUGGACUGUGGACGUCCCCCGCGUCCCAGUCUGUGCCAUUUCAGACUGUAGAGUCGAUGUCCCACAAGGUCCAGUCAGUACCACAUCAGCUCCAGGCUUUGAUGUGGCUGACUGUUGUGUGGACGUCCCUCAAGCUACAGUCUGUGCGAUAUCAGACUGUCGAGAGGGCGUUCCUCAAGCUACAGUCUGUGCGAUAUCAGACUGUCGAGAGGGCGUUCCUCAAGCUACAGUCUGUGCGAUAUCAGACUGUAGAGAGGGCGUUCCUCAAGCUACAGUCUGUGCGAUAUCAGACUGUAGAGAGGACGUUCCUCAAGCUACAGUCUGUGCGAUAUCAGACUGUCGAGAGGGCGUUCCUCAAGCUACAGUCUGUGCGAUAUCAGACUGUAGAGAGGGCGUUCCUCAAGCUACAGUCUGUGCGAUAUCAGACUGUAGAGAGGGCGUUCCUCAAGCUACAGUCUGUGCGAUAUCAGACUGUAGAGAGGACGUUCCUCAAGCUACAGUCUGUGCGAUAUCAGACUGUCGAGAGGGCGUUCCUCAAGCUACAGUCUGUGCGAUAUCAGACUGUCGAGAGGGCGUUCCUCAAGCUACAGUCUGUGCGAUAUCAGACUGUAGAGAGGGCGUUCCUCAAGCUACAGUCUGUGCGAUAUCAGACUGUAGAGAGGACGUUCCUCAAGCUACAGUCUGUGCGAUAUCAGACUGUCGAGAGGGCGUUCCUCAAGCUACAGUCUGUGCGAUAUCAGACUGUAGAGGUGAUGUUCCCCAUGCGUCAGUCGGACCGACAGAGGACACUGUAUCACCUAAGUUAAAUCAACUGGAGGAUUAUGAGAUUAUUGACAUCAAUUCAUGCAGCUAUGAAGUUGUCAGGAAGCUCGGUGAAGGAGGAUUCGGAUGUGUUUAUGCAGGGAUUCGCUUGACAGAUGGCCUUAAGGUGGCGCUGAAAUUCGCUGACAGUGUGGCUAUAGAAUGGAUGGACAUUGAGGGUUAUCCUGAACUCGUUCCACAGGAGAUUGGUCUGCUAAUUCUGGCCAAUAAUGGCCCCAAGGUUCCCCAAAUCAUCCAGCUCUUGGACUGGGCGGAGGAGCCUGAACAAUACGUUAUGGUUCUUGAGCGGCCUCCACACUGUGAGAACUUGAUUGAAUUUCUAGACCGUCACAAAGGCACCAUCACAGAGAACGUAGCAUCAGUUAUCAUAAAGCAGGUAACACUGGCAGCUCAGACAUGCUGCCAACGGGGUGUGCUGCACCGCGACAUAAAAUUAGAAAACCUUCUAAUUAACCCCGACAGCCUGGACGUCAAACUAAUUGACUUUGGGUGUGGCAAAAUCCUGACUGAUGCAGGAUACACGUCCUUUGCUGGAACAAAAGAGUACUGCCCCCCAGAAUAUGAGAUAAACGGAGAGUAUCACGGGGAACCAGCGACAGUUUGGUCCCUCGGGAUACUCAUGUUUGCUCUGCUGUGCGGGAAGUUUCCGAAGUCAGAAGACUUGGAUGAGCUCGAUGAAAACACCUGGACCAAAGAUGGCUUGUCACAAGAAUGCUGUGAAUUACUUUGCUCUCUCCUGCAAAGAAGCCCAGAGAAGCGGCUUGAAUUGGACAACAUCUGUCUCCAUAACUGGUUUCAGUACUUUAAUUAUCAGCCUGAUGUUAAGGAGAUUAUUGACAUCAAUUCAUGCAGCUAUGAAAUUGGAGGGAAGCUCGGUGAAGGAGGCUUUGGAAGCGUUUAUGCAGGGAUUCGCUUGACAGAUGGCCUUGAGGUGGCGCUGAAAUUCGCUGACAGUGUGGCUAUAGAAUGGAUGGACAUUGAGGGUUAUCCUGAACUCGUUCCACAGGAGAUCGGUCUGCUAAUUCUGGCCAAUAAUGGCCCCAAGGUUCCCCAAAUCAUCCAGCUCUUGGACUGGGCGGAGGAGCCUGAACAAUACGUUAUGGUUCUUGAGCGGCCUCCACACUGUGAGAACUUGAUUGAAUUUCUAGACCGUCACAAAGGCACCAUCACAGAGGACGUAGCAUCAGUUAUCAUAAAGCAGGCAACACUGGCAGCUCAGACAUGCUGCCAACGGGGUGUGCUGCACCGCGACAUAAAAUUAGAAAACCUUCUAAUUAACCCCGACAGCCUGGACGUCAAACUAAUUGACUUUGGGUGUGGCGAAAUCCUGACUGAUGCAGGAUACACAUCCUUUGCUGGAACAAAAGUGUACUGCCCCCCAGAAUAUGAGAUAAACGGAGAGUAUCACGGGGAACCAGCGACAGUUUGGUCCCUCGGGAUACUCAUGUUUGCUCUGCUGUGCGGGAAGUUUCCGAAGUCAGAAGACUUGGAUGAGCUCGAUGAAAACACCUGGACCAAAGAUGGCUUGUCACAAGAAUGCUGUGAACUACUUUGCUCUCUCCUGCAAACUGACCCAAAGCAGCGGAUUGAAUUGAAAAAUGUCAGUGCUCACAACUGGUUUAAGUACUUUAUUUAUUAGCAAGCAAAAAUCAGCACCCAAGGACCGGACGGGCCGCUCCAGCGCCAGAACUCCCUGUCUCCACAUACCAGUGUGCAACCUGCAUUGAUGUACAAGUUCUAUCCAGACAGUCACAACCUACAGAUGCCCGAGAACAACCUCUGGAACAAAGAUACCUUAUCCCAAGAAUACUGCCAUUUCAUUGGCUUCUGUCCCCAUACACCAGUGCACACCCUGCAUUGAUGUACGGGUACUAUCCAAGCAGACACAACCUGUAUAUGCCCAAGAAGACCCUUUGGAACAAAGAUAGCUUGUCACAAGAAUGCUGAGAUUUCAUCUUCCUUUGAAAAGGUGACCCAAAGCAGUGGCUUCAGCUGGACAAGACCAUUCCCUGUAACUGAAAGUGAUGUGUAGCCAAAGUAUGGUGUCCUAUACUCUUAAUUUGUGUGCUGCAUUUCACCAAUCCAAGUGCACACACAGAGCGGUGAGUACUGAACACACACACACACACACACCCGGAGCAGUGACCUUCGGGUUACAAGUCCAACUCUCUAACCAUUAGGCCACAACUGCCCCAACUGGUUUAAGGUACGACAUUUUGAAGACUUUGAUUCAGAUUGAAGUUCAAGUUGUCUAGUCAAAUCUGUAGGACUGUAAUUGUGUUGUAUUUAGAAAGUAAACUUGCUUUUUGUUUUUGUUUCAGGUCACAGAUGUGGAGAAUACCUAAUGGAAAUCAUGGAGGCCUGUCCAGAGGGUCCUGUCGCAGCUGCCCGUUCCUUGCAUCCCCGAACCCCCAAUCUACCCCACCCCCCCAACCACCACCAAAAAAAUAAAAAUACAAAAAUAAAAAUUAAGAUAAAAUAAACAAUAAGCAAGCUAUAAAAUGACAAUUUCCAUAACAACAGCAUCAUUUGUAUUUAAAAAAAUAUAUAUAAAUAAAUAAAUAAAUAAAAAGAAUAGUUUGGCCCUUUAAGGCCCUGAUACACUCACAGCAAAGUUCUUUUUCGUUCUUCAAAUAGGGGGUAAAAAAAUUAAAAAUACAAACAUCAUGACAUUUAGAUUAAUAUAAAUAUGUACUGCAUGCUUUUCUCUCAAUUACAAAAAUGAUAGUGUGAAAACAUUAGUUAACAAAGCAUCUGAUCAUAGCGACGAGGAUAUGUUUGGACCAGUUCUUCAUUUCAGCACAUUCAUGUCACAUUUAUUUAUUUAGCACGUUAUACAAAACAUGCUAUAUAAAGUAAGCCGCUUUACAGUUUUAAACACAAAAAAAGUGUCAAUGUCGCUUUUGAUUAGAAGUACAACUUCAAUUUCUACUACAAAGCAGCUCUUUAGUGUGUUCAUGUUUUAAUGUGCCUCUGACCUCGACGGACUGAACAGAAGAAAUGAACCAGAGAUUUCCACAUCAAAGAAGGCAGAGCCAAUAGUUCGAAGGUGUUUACCAGCUAGUGUGAAUCUUUCCUAUUUUGAAUUCCCAAACAAACUUCGUUACGGCACGAUUUUGUUCUAAAUGACCUCAUUCGCUUUUUCAAGAAAAGUUUAACUUGAAUUUUUUUUUUUUUUUUUUUUAACAAAUAUAAUGAAUUAUCAAUCAUCAAGUUUUUUGGAAGUUGACAUUUUACAAACUGAACUAACUUUGCCACGUCACAUAAAGGACAAAUUAUCUGAUUUUAAAAGACUACUUGACAAACAUCGAUGAGGAUUAUAAAGCUGGGAUAUAAUAUGUAAUUUCCUGUUUUUGUUACGUACUCUUCUUGAAUUUCAAUGGACUGAAAUGCUACUUCAUGUGAUUAGGAGAAUAUUUAUUUAUUUUAAUGUUAGAUUGGAAGAGUUUGUGAAAAGAAUAGUUGUAAUAAAAUAUUAACAGAAAUUGUAUUCAAGCAUGUAGAGACAUGACAACCAUAAAACAAAAAAUACUUACCUGCCUCACACAUCAUACAAAAAGAAACGAAAUAAUUAAAACGUUUUAAAAAGCAAAGAAUAUUAAUAAAAACCAAAACGCUGCAGAUUCCUUUACCCACCACAGACCUCCCACGUAAAUGUUUUAGUGCAAAAUUGUAAAAUUCAACCACGAUAAGUAGGUGCAUUUCACAAUUUUAAUGUACAUCUCAUCAGGUGGUUCUUUGCCUCCACAUCGUGCAUUAAAAUCGUGCAAUGCACACCUAGCCAUGGAUUAUCCAGCUUACCAUGGUAACUUGCCAAUACUGACAAGUUAAAGCUUUGGUGAUGUUAGUAGGGUCACACGGUAUACCCGUACUGGGGUAGUAUCGCGAUACUAAAGCUUCAAAAUACUGCUGAUGCCACUGUUCGCUUCAAGACUGAAUCCGUGUUUUUGAACAAUUCAACGAGUCAAUGAUUCAAUGAGCCAUUCAUAAAAACAGUCAACUGCUUCGUCCCUGAAUGAAUCAGCCGUUUUGAAUGAAUCGUUUGAAUGAAUGAUUCAGUGACGGCGGUUUUAAUUUUCCAUUUAAAAGUAGGCCUAUUAUUUAUUUUUUUUUCCCACCAACAUUUCAUAUUUCUACAUUGAGAAAUUAAUAUUUAAAAUGUUAAUCUCAUUUAUGCAAUUUUGUUCACAUUGACUUUAUUUGGUACAAUAGUUAUUCUCAUUAACAAAUUAUUCAGAGGAGAAUCUAGUCUAGUAGUUUUCAGUUACAUCCACGUCUUUAUGAAAAAAUUCUGUCUAUUUUGUAAAUUGCAAUUAUGAAUUACCACAAUACUGCAAUGUCUCAUGAUACUACUUGGUAUCUAGAUUCUUCAGCUGGUAUAGUAUCAUAAAAU